CGCUCUGCCACGCACAGAGCACACAGCCCGCAGGACUCUGCUUUUAGCAGCGAAGACCUAAUUUUAAGAAGUUUCACGUACGUCCAGCGGGACCAGUGGCAAAAUUCAGCACUUGGGCGUUUUUGAGGAGUAAAGGUGGCAAGGCCCCUCUGUGCUGCUGCCGCGUCCCUGAUUUGGGAGUGAAACCCUGCAUUUCGGCUCAUCUCAGAGGGAAGGGGACCGGAGGGCGCCGCAGCCCCGUCCUGUCCCACCUCUGCGGGCCCAGACUGACAGGGAGGCAGCUGCCGGGCUCCGUUCCGCGCUGGGGCCGCGGUCCUGCCCUGCAGCCGGCAGCCGCCCGCGGAGACGGCCGCGGAUCCUGCGCGUAACUGGGCCGCCCCUUGUCCUGGACCCGGCUCGGCUCUGCCCUGCCCGCCGCCCUCGGCCCUGCCGCCAGCGUCUGCGCACGCCUCGCCCCUUCCUCCUUCUCCUCCUCCUUCAGCUCCUGCGGGUCGCUACCCCCGGCAGAGAUGGAGGCCAUCGAGGAGCUGGCGCUCAAGCCCUGCACCUCAUCCCUCUACCUACGGCCUUUCCGCCUCUGUUACCGGCAGAAUGGCACCAAGAAGUUCUGGGAUUUUAUGAGGACACAUGACAGUGUGUCAAUCCUGAUCUUUAAUACUUCUCGGCAGUGCUUUGUUGUGGUGAAGCAGUUCCGCCCAGCCGUUUACAUGUGUGAAAUAGAAAGGCAUCAUCCCCAAAUCUUUCAGAAUCAGGACAAGGAAAGCUUCUCUUGUCUGGAGGAUCCCUUACCUGCUGUGGUAGGAGUGACCUAUGAACUCUGUGCUGGCAUCGUGGACAAACCAAACCUUUCUUUAGAAGAAAUUGCUUGUGGGGAAAUCUUAGAAGAGUGUGGCUACUGUGUCCCUGUUACAGCACUGAGGAGGAUCACUUCUUACAGGUCUGGAGUUGGUGUGACAGGUUCUAGACAGACAUUAUUUUAUGCUGAAGUAACAGACCAGAUGAGAACUGGUGAAGGAGGUGGCCGGGCUGAAGAAGGAGAACUGAUUGAAGUUGUAGAAAUACCUUUAGAAGACUCCAUGAAGUUUGCAUAUGAUGAGACUUUUCCAAAGACAAUGGGUGUCAUCUUCAGCUUCAUGUGGUUCCACAACAACAUUGCACCAAAGCUUAAAAAAAAAUAAAAAUCAAAGCACCAUGAUUUUAAGAAAAGCCUUUAUGAUGGUUCUGUGGAUACAGAAAACUGCGAAGCUGCCUGCCUCAAUCAACUCAGCUUUUCAUAGGGCAAAUCUUUCUUAAAAUAAAUUUGGAAGUAAAAUCUGAAGUAAAAUCCUGACCCAAUUUCCAUCAUUAGCAAAACACUUGCUGGCUUUAGUGGAGCCAGGAUUUGCCUCCACGAGGCAAAUGUUGAUUUUCACACAAAGGCUGAGUAAAUGUGUCCUGUCCUCCUUUUUUGCUGCUCUACCACUAUUUUGAGGAGUUGCUCAGGACUUCAGAUGCUAUGCCAGACUGUCACUGUGGGCUGCACAUACAGCUGUAUUCCAGUAUUUUUUUGGGGUGGCAGGCAACAAACCUUAAUAGUCACAGGUACCCUAACUGCACUUCUGAGCUGUGCAGCACAGCUUUCAGGGAGCAGCUUUCACUGUGCUGUGUGUAGCUCAUGCACAGAGAAAACGUUUGCAUUUCUGAACAUGCAAAGAUGUCUGUAAAUCCUCCUGCUAAUGUGUCAUUGUGACAAUAGACCAGCUGUAAGAUUAUGUGCUUCUGUUUGUUCCCACUAUAAUGCUGAGCAGCAGCGAUGGUAAUAGAGGGGUGAAUGAUAGGGGCUUCUAUUGAAACACAUGCUUCUUUGUUUGUUUUAUGGGUAAUUCUUGAUUAAUUAGAUUAAACUUUGUCCUCUAGAGCAGGACUUGAGAGGCCAAAUUCCUUUAAUUUGACUCUGAGGUGACUAAGAGGGAUCUCUCUGAGGUGUUCUGUGGUCUGUUUCCUUAUCACCCAAAUGGGGAGAAUGGGACUUGCCCCUCAGAUGAUGCUCCUUGAAAUCUAAUGAUGGGAAGUGUUUUAUUGAGAGAUCUUAUUAUCAUUUGUGCAGUUUACACUGAAGCCCAUACAACUUGCACAGACACACGGAGAAACACUAUUUGAUUUAAUAAAGUGCUCUAAUUAGAAGGUACAUUAUUUGUUCUACCAGGAUAGUUCAGAUGUAGACUGUUUGUCAUGUGAAACUGGUAAGAGUAUGAAUGAAAGAGAAUUGGGUCUGGCAAUGUAAUUAUGCACUGGUUUAUGUUAUUCACUAAGUCAAUUAGUGUUAAUGUCAAUUAACAUGACUACAUUAUAUGUGCUUCUAGGCUUGCUCUGUUACUAAGUAUGUUUAAAAGAUGAGUACUCUGAAUAUUUAAACUUUCACACAGCAACAGGAAUAAAUGCACUACAGAUGCAUGAUGCUUUCCAGUGGCUGAUUUAAAGUCACUGCACAUCCAAAUAGCUGCAUAAAUAAAUCCUUUUCUUAAAAAAUUCUUUUAGAACUGGUACUAGGUGGUUUUCCUACUGAGAGGGAGGAAAGAUCUUUGCAAAGCCACUGCAGAAAGAGCAGCCUUCGUCUGGGGGAGUCAGACACCUUUUGUGAAAGCUCAGACACAUUUGUGUUGAAUUGUGCCUGGUCUGUGGUGAGUCAAGGGCUGAGUUAUCAUGAAAGGUAAAUAAAUUUUGUCUGAUGUAUUUAUGUUGGAAGGUGUUUUAGGGUGGGGUCUCGACUGUUCUGCAUCUUUGCAGUGUUGAAUACAAUGUGUCUUGAUUGCUGCUAAGGCCACUACAAACUACUAAAGUCUGUAUAAUAAAUAAUGUCUUUUAUUCUA
Molecule: messenger RNA, 2849 nt
Organism: Calypte anna (Anna's hummingbird)
Lineage: Eukaryota; Metazoa; Chordata; Aves; Apodiformes; Trochilidae
Gene: NUDT14
Product: nudix hydrolase 14
Exons: 5
Coding region: 510-1178 (222 amino acids)
Biological process (GO): nucleoside phosphate metabolic process; ribose phosphate metabolic process
Molecular function (GO): metal ion binding; UDP-sugar diphosphatase activity
Source: RefSeq, a predicted model, not a curated record